CUUAACCCAGUUUCCCACUCACUCACCACCACCAUUCUUUUGUGUUCUCCUGGUUUCUGUGAUCUCAACUGAGCAGCACGAAGCCCAGUCCACCCCAUGGACAAGGAAGAUCUUGCCCUGCUUCUGCCCCCCAGGACCCUGGAGGCCCUGGCAGAUUCCUGGUUACGGGAGGACUGCCCUGGCUUUGACUAUGCAGCCCUGGUGGCCAAAGCAGCUCCUUCCCGAGCUGUCCUGUGGGCUAAGUCCCCUGGGGUGCUGGCAGGGAGGCCAUUCUUUGAUGCUAUCUUCUCCCGGGUAGACUGCCAGGUGACCUGGUUCCUCCCCGAAGGCUCCCACCUGGUACCAGUGGCCCGAGUGGCUGAAGUUCAGGGCCCCGCUCACCGCCUGCUCCUUGGGGAGCGGGUGGCACUCAACACUCUGGCCCGAUGCAGUGGGGUGGCCAGCGCUGCCGCGGCUGCUGUGAAAAUGGCCCGGGCCACAGGCUGGACCGGGCAUGUGGCAGGGACCAGGAAGACCACUCCUGGCUUCCGGCUGGCAGAGAAGUACGGGCUGCUGGUGGGGGGUGCCGUGGCACACCGCUAUGACCUGGGGGGCCUAGUGAUGGUGAAGGACAACCAUGUCAUGGCAGCUGGUGGUGUGGAAGAGGCCGUUCAAAGGGCUCGGAAGGCAGUAGACUUUGCCCUGAAGCUAGAAGUGGAGUGUAGUAGCCUACAAGACGCCCUGAAGGCUGCCCAGGCAGGUGCUGACCUCGUCCUCCUGGACAACCUCUCCCCUGAGAUACUGCACCAAACGGCAGCAGUGGUGAAGGCUAAGUUCCCACAUGUUGGGGUGGAGGCAAGUGGGGGUAUCAACUUGAACAACCUUCCCCAGUUCUGUGGGCCUCAUAUUGAUGUUAUCUCUCUGGGAGCUUUGACCCAGGCAGCUUCUGUGGUUGACUUUUCCCUCAAGCUGUUUGAAGAUAGUGAGACCCUGAAGUCCUCUGAGCUCAGAUCUCAGUGAGCAGGGAAAGGAAUCAAGAGGGAGGGUAAUAAACUGGCUUAUGUCUGUUGCUCAAA
Messenger RNA from Trichosurus vulpecula (common brushtail), 1055 nucleotides. RefSeq names its product quinolinate phosphoribosyltransferase (gene QPRT). Gene Ontology annotation, cellular component: cytoplasm. The coding region runs from base 97 to 999 and encodes 300 amino acids. The transcript is spliced from 4 exons. Lineage: Eukaryota; Metazoa; Chordata; Mammalia; Diprotodontia; Phalangeridae. Gene Ontology annotation, biological process: quinolinate catabolic process; NAD+ biosynthetic process. The record is from RefSeq and is a predicted model, not a curated record. Gene Ontology annotation, molecular function: nicotinate-nucleotide diphosphorylase (carboxylating) activity.